CCAAUUUUUCCCAUCAUCCUGCAUGAAGAAGGUGAAGGCGAGUGGGUUCAUCAACCUGCAUAAGCCUAGCGGGCUGACAUCGCAUGACUGCGUGGCCAAGCUCCGCCGAAUCCUCAGGACGAAGCGUGUGGGGCAUGCAGGGACGUUGGAUCCUAUGGCCACUGGCGUGCUGCCCAUUGCAGUGAAUCGCGCGACGAAAUUCAUUCAAUUCCUCGACAAAUCCAAGGCGUACGACGGAACCAUUCGAUUUGGGAUCACAACUGACACUGACGACAUCACGGGGAACAUCCUUCAUGAACAUCCCGUGCCCUGGCUAACCAAGGCUCGAAUCGACGACGAACUCAAAGCGUUUGUGGGCAACAUCACACAGCGGCCGCCCAUGGUGAGCGCCUUUCGAAAGGAUGGCGAACGUUUAUACACCCUUGCAAGGGAAGGCAAGAUACAACUGGAAGACGUACCCUUGCGCAACGUGACCGUGGAUUCUAUCAGUACACAGGCCUUCGAACCCCAUCCUUCGUUUCCAGAGGCAACCAUUCGCGUCGUUUGCAGCGAAGGUACAUACAUUCGAUCCAUUGCAAGGGAGUGUGGAGAGCGCAUCCCCAUGCUGUCGUCGUCCUCCCACGCCGACACGACUUCCUACGUGGGGGCGACACUGUCCAUGCUGCAUCGCGUCCAGAGCGGCGGCUUUCUCAGCUCGUCGAGCGUCAAGCUAGACGAGAUUGCUGCCGCCGUCAACGCUGAAACGUUUGACUUGGAGCCCAUUGAGUCGUGCUUGCCGACGUCGUUUCCAACGUGGACCGUCGACGCAACCACGGAAGCGCGAUGGAUUGGCGGCAUGUCAGUCCACUGGUUCGACGACAUGGCGUCUAAUGCCAGUUCCUUGACCAACUGGCCGGCCAGUGAGACCAGCCGCCUCGUGGCCGUUUACCGCCACGACGGCAACCAGUUUCUGGGCGUGACGACUCUGACGCGAACGAACGAGUUGGAUCGAUACGUUGUCACAGGACCACGCGUCAUCGUCGACCCAUUGGAGUGAACGCCACCAUCACCACAACAAUGUCACAGAUCAUGUUGUUUAUGGCUGGUCCAAGUAGUCUUCGGCACGACAUGUCUGGGCGGUGCGGAUAUGGCGCACCCAUGAGGCCCGCGCCGCCGCCGUGGCCACUCGAAACCGGUACAGUUUCGGCUCCUUGACCACCACGACCUUUUUCACCACGUUCGUCGAGCCCAGGAACGCAUGCAUGUCAUCCAACAUGGUAGACUCGGACGAUGGGUCGACUGCUUUGUCGUUCGUCAUGUCGUUGUUGGGAGAAUAGCUUUGAACGAUGGACACGUUCACAGGAAGGAUGACGUCCUCCUCCUCCUUCUCAUCUCCAUCCAAGGAGUCGGCUUGGUAGGGCGGUGGAGGCACUUCUAGCACUUGAAAGCAAAAUCCUCGCUUUCCUGGGAUGUCCA
Molecule: messenger RNA, 1455 nt
Organism: Aphanomyces astaci
Lineage: Eukaryota; Oomycota; Saprolegniomycetes; Saprolegniales; Verrucalvaceae
Product: tRNA pseudouridine(55) synthase
Exons: 7
Coding region: 23-1036 (337 amino acids)
Biological process (GO): tRNA modification; mRNA pseudouridine synthesis
Cellular component (GO): mitochondrion
Molecular function (GO): RNA binding; pseudouridine synthase activity
Source: RefSeq, a predicted model, not a curated record